GAAUGCAAAUGCUGCAGUGGGAAUGCUGUGGCUGUGCUGUCUGAAACUGGAAAGCUGGAAAGGUCUGAAAAGUUGCACAUGGGCUCUUAUGGGCCUGCCAUCUCUUGCAAUGGUGGGGCUUGACAAGCCUGUUGUUGCUCACCUUUCCUGAAUUUCCCUGUGCUUGUGCUUAUAGAAUGGCAAAGCCUAAUGUUGGUUUGACCUCCCAGCUAUGGAACCAGGGUAAUGAGAGGGGGUCUGGACUGCUCCUUCCAUUGCCAUCUUCGCAGGGAGACGUGUUCCUUGUUUCAUCGAGACAGAAUGAGAGCCCCCAACGAACAAGAUGCCUCUUCACUUUGACCCGAAAACUGCACCCCACCUGGGCAAAAUCCACCGCUUCUCCGCUGAUUGUGGAUGCUUCGUCUGCAGCAGGCGCGCCGUCGACGCCGGAUGGCCGUGUCCUGACUUCACCGAUCUGGAUGUCCUCUUGUCGAACACAGAGUGGCGCGACAGUGUUUUUGAGUCCUACAGCAAAGAGGGCGUGUACGUGGCGAAAAAUCGGUGGACAUAUUCCGGAAAGAGCUUCACUAAAACCCCUUUCUGGUUCGACGAUCCCCGCCGACGGGCGGAGGUUCUGGCGCGAUAUAUUCUGGACCCGCACCCGACAUCGAAGUGCGAAAGACGGCUCCAUGUGCGUCCCGUGCAGAUACUGGUUGCGCAGCCCCGCCACUGGCUUGACGAUCGCCUCUAUCCUCCGCAAUUCCUCGACCCCAUGCUUGUUACAUAUGGAGGAGGUGAUAAAUGGGGGCGAGGGAGGGAUGGCCAGCGAGGAUAUGCAAGAGGAGAUUAAUGAGGACGAGGGAGGGAUUGCCAGCUUACCCAUCAUGAGUUACAUCGAUUUCGACAUGAUGGACGGAGCCGGUGUAGUGCAUGCCUUGCGGAUGCACUUCAACGAGGGCGAUAAGUGUGGGGGUAGUGGUUGGUUCUCGACCAUCCGCGACCGGGCCACUCGCAAGCUGAUUGGGUUCUCCGACUCGUUCACUUCUGACGACACGAUCGUGACGUGCGUGGACGACGAAUUGAUGAAUAGCUGGGUGCCACACCCUGAUCUCCCAUCAACGAGCCUACUCAUAGCAAGCACGAACUGCGGCGGCAGCUACAACGGCUACGCGGAUGGGGAACGUGAAAAGGGAUCCGAGCUAUUGUUUUUCCAGGCUGCCUUGUACUGGGCAGGGUUGAUGGCAUGUUCCCACGAACACCAAGUCGAGCUUCUUUUCACGUUUGUGCCAAAACUCCACCGAGACUCCUUCGAAACCUUUUGCGACAUUCCUCUGAAGGUCCGCGUGGACAUCAGAUGGCGCUUUCUCAGGAAGGCUUUCGGUCGGAAGCUGGGUCUCAACGAUGAUAUCCUAAGGCACAUCGCAGAGCUCGAUCCCGCUGUUAUCAGGUUCUCCCAUGUACCGUCUCAGUCAGAGAAUAGCAGUCUGUGAUAUUCGGCUGAUAAGAGCCACUCAUCUCGAAUUCACGGGCAUGACGCGAUCCUUUUUCGUGUUCCUCAUGUGCUUCAUAAUUACUGUACAUUCCAUCUAUCUUCGGCUGUGUCUAUCCUCCACACGGGUCGCGGCCGCUGAUCCCUCAAGCCUGCCACAGCCUACCUCUCCGGUUGCGACUGCUCAUUCCCCCUCACGCCUAUGCCAAAUUCGAGGUUCUCAAUAUCCUCCCAAAGCAGACG
Fimicolochytrium jonesii is the source of this 1711-nucleotide messenger RNA. RefSeq lists its product as uncharacterized. Bases 177 to 1469 code for a protein of 430 amino acids. The transcript has 2 exons. NCBI's taxonomy places the organism in Eukaryota, Fungi, Chytridiomycota, Chytridiomycetes, Spizellomycetales, Powellomycetaceae. The record is from RefSeq and is a predicted model, not a curated record.